Messenger RNA from Pediculus humanus corporis (human body louse), 2502 nucleotides. RefSeq lists its product as uncharacterized. Gene Ontology annotation, cellular component: nucleus. The transcript is spliced from 12 exons. The record is from RefSeq and is a predicted model, not a curated record. Bases 1 to 2502 code for a protein of 833 amino acids. NCBI's taxonomy places the organism in Eukaryota, Metazoa, Arthropoda, Insecta, Psocodea, Pediculidae.
AUGAAAGACGGUACGGAAAAAAAUGGGAAAAUGAUGAAGAAAAAUUAUAAAUUUAAAAAAGAAUUCACACAAAAUAUACCAGAUAGUAAUGAAAGAAAUGAAAAUUUUAAUAAAUUAAAUAAACAACAUUCGGGAAAAUGGUAUGAUGAACUAAAAAAUAUUGAUAAAGGUGAAUCUGAGACUUUGCCUCCUGAACAAAUUUCAAGUCUUAAAAGUCAAGCUAGUUCAGUAUUUAAUAAUGCAGUUAUUUUGAAUAAAUCAAAACCUCCGAAAUCCCUCAGUUAUUCAGAUUACAGAUGGGUUCAAACAGUGAUGUCUAAAGGUACCAAAACUGAUAAGGUUGCUGCAUAUACUCUCUUAAUUCAAGAUUCUCCUUUGUAUAAUUUGAGUCUCCUUAAAAUUAUGGUGGAAAUGGUCAAGGCUGGAAAAAAUAAAGAAUGUUUUAUGGCAAUAGACACUCUGUGCGAAUUGUUUUUAAGCGAUCUUUUACCUCCUUAUAGAAAAUUAAAAACAUUUAAUCAACAACCACUUUCAAAACUAGAAGAAUUAUCAUCUGGAAACACAGUUACCAGAAAUAAAUAUUUAACAUUGUGGUAUUUUGAAGACCAAUUAAAAUCAGUUUAUAAUGACUUUAUAUCUAUGCUUACAAAACUUGCUUUUGACACAGUAGAAGCCAACAAACAAAAAGUUAUAACAACCAUGUAUAAACUAUUGGAAGGAAAUCCCGAAAUGGAAAACGUCCUUCUUAAUAAUAUUGUUAACAAAUUGGGUGAUCCGAGUAAAAAAGUAGGAUCAAAAGUUAUAUAUGUUUUAAUGAAAUUAUUGCAAAGUCAUCCGAAUAUGAGAGGAGUUGUAGCUGAUGCUGUUGAAAAAGUUAUAUUUAGAAAAAAUAUAAGUAGCAGAGCUCAAUAUUACAGCGUUUGUUUUUUGUCACAAUUUCGAUUAUUCAAAGGAGAAAAUGAAAUAGCUAAAAAAUUAAUAUCAAUAUAUUUAUCACUUUUUAAAGCUUGCACAAAAACGGGUGACAUCGAUUCGAGAAUGAUGAAUGCAUUGUUGGUCGGAGUUAAUAAAGUAUUUCCAUACAUGAAAGAUGAUGUUAGCAUUAUGCAAGAACAUGUAAACACAUUGUAUAAAAUUAUUCACCUUAGUCAAUCCAAUAUUGCAAUACAAUGCCUUUCCAUAAUUUACCUUAUAUCUCGUUAUUCAAACAGUUGUGAGGAUAGAUUUUAUUCAAUUUUAUAUAAGAAAAUAGGUGAAAUUGAAAUGUUUCAAUCAACUCAUCAUGCCAUGUUUAUUAAUUUAAUUUUUAAAGCUGUUAAAAAUGAUAAAGAAAUCCCUAGGAUAUGUGCUUUUAUCAAAAGACUUUUCCAGAUUUGUACAUAUAUUCCAACAUCAAUGGCUUGCGGCAUAUUAAUUUUAGUCUCACAAAUUUUAAAACUUAAAGGAAAUAUUUUACUACAAGAAUCAUCUUCAGAAAAUUGUCCCAUUAAAUUAGAAGAAGAAAGUGAUGACGAGGACGAAAAAUAUAAUGACGUCACGGAGGAAAAGGUCAAAGAAGAAAAGGAAAAAUUUACAAAAACUUUAUUCAAUGUUCAAACUCCUGGAGUUCUCAAAACGUGGACGAAUCCGGAUAAAUCGGGAUUAAUGAAAUUUAACCCGGGUGAUGUUCAAGAAUAUAAUCCCCUUGUGAGAAAUCCACUUUAUGCGGGUGCACAUAAAUGUCUGUGUCACGAAUUGUUUGAAUUGUGUCAACAUUUUCAUCCGACGGUUUCACUUUUUGCACAAAAAAUAAUUAAUGGUGAAACGAUUUCUUACUCUGGAGAUCCACUUUUAGAUUUUACACUCAUACGAUUUUUAGAUAAAUUUUCUUUCAAAAAUCCAAAAGCUAUCAAAGAGGAGGAAGAUGGCGUGCGCAAAUCAUUUUUACCAUUUAAUAAAAAAAAACAUUAUGUUUCAAGUCCGGUCCGACGAUUGAGAGCCAACACCGUUCAAUAUUUGAGAUUAAACGAAAGUAGUAUACCAGCAGACGAAAUAUUUUUAUACAGAAGAUUUGAUGAUGGAUCCGAAGAUGGUUCUUUGGCUGAAGAUUUCGACGGAGAUGAAAUUGAUGAUUUUACGGAUGAAGGAGAAGAAUUUCAAGGAAGCGAAUUAGAUGAGGAUGAAGCUGAAUUAUUGUCGAGCGGUUUCAAACUUCCCAAAUUACCACAGAAGAAAGCAUCCUCCAAGGUUAACAAAAAGAAAAGCAAAGAUGAUUUCAAAAAUUUAUUUGCAUCAGCUGAAGAAUUUGCUGAGAUUCUCGAAGAAGGGGAUAACGAUGGAGGAUCACACGCAGUCAGCAAUAAAGAUCGUGCAGGUGUAAAACAAUUGAAAUGGGAAAAUGAAAGGGAUAAUUGGAUCAACAAAAAAGAUUAUAGGAAAAAAGGUUUUAAAAAAUCGUAUCCGCCGAAAAAAAGGAAAAAUUCUUCCUCUAAUUCUAAUUUUAUAAAAAAAAAGAAAUUUUAA